AUGGCGUUAACAGCCAGAACGCACAGGAACCAUGGUUGUUGUGUUUCGGUCAACUCUGAAGUGUUUGUAAAAACAGAUGCUGAUACAGAGAAACUCCUUGAACAAGUAUUUGAAUGCAUCGCUGUUCCACAGUGGAAACGUGUCGAAAUUGAAGAUAGAGGCAGAAAAAGAAUGAUCAGAGCUCAGUGUUACGAUGGUGCUACCAACAUGUCUGGAAAAUUUCGUGGGCUCCAGGCUCUCGUGCGUGAACGUUCGCCGCAUGCAAAUUAUGUGCAUUGCAAGUCUCACUGCUUGAAUCUAGCGUUGGUCCAUAGUUCGAACAUUCCCUGUGUCCGAACUAUGAUGGGAACAGUUCAGGACAUUGGAUUCUUGUUCGAUUAUUCAACAAAACAUCUAGCAGCAUUCCAGAACGAGCUUUCUAGAGACGCACUAAACUUCGCUCGUGAGACACGGUGGUCCAGUCGCGCGGACGCAUUCGAAAUAUUCCAAAAUGCGUUCUCCGUAGUGGUCAACUCCCUUGAAACUCUUAAAAAAGACGGAGACGAAAAGGCAGGCCAGUAUUUGGUCGCUGUACUGCGCUUUGAAUUUAUAAUCUCACUUGUAGUGGCGCAACACAUAUUGAGCACUACCAUGAAGUCGACAAAUCUACUUCAGAAGGAAGACAACGAUCAACUACACGCUGUUGAAGAAACAAACGUCAUUGUCAAAUUGUGUAAUGACUGGAGGGCUGAUCCUGAUGUGUUGAACGGAAUGUACACGAAAGCAACGAUUAUAAGCUCAGGCUUUGACAUUCAACCAUCAAGGCCAAGAAGAGUUGUACAAGAAAUAGAAAGCCGUAUCCGGAGAAAUGAAGACAGAUACAGAGCAGAUCAUUUGUUGCCUUCAAAACUGGACAUUCUGCUGGACGACAUGCUGCCACCAAUUAAUGCUGCUUAUGCCCCUGAUCUCCAUGAAACAUUUGACACAUUUAAAACAGAAAUUGCACGAUGGAAAGUCAGAUGCAUCGCGGCCGCAAGUCCAUCUAGACUACAAGAGGCCAUCAAGGACCUGUAUCCUUGCAUAUUUACAAUAUUCGAGGUUCUGUUCUUCUUGUAG
This is a messenger RNA of Mya arenaria, 1095 nucleotides long. RefSeq names its product 52 kDa repressor of the inhibitor of the protein kinase-like. Bases 1 to 1095 code for a protein of 364 amino acids. The transcript has 3 exons. NCBI's taxonomy places the organism in Eukaryota, Metazoa, Mollusca, Bivalvia, Myida, Myidae. The record is from RefSeq and is a predicted model, not a curated record.